This is a messenger RNA of Chironomus riparius, 6698 nucleotides long. Lineage: Eukaryota; Metazoa; Arthropoda; Insecta; Diptera; Chironomidae. The record is from the annotation of a GenBank genome assembly.
AUUAAUUUAUGUAAACUUAAUUACAUUGUCGCUCCUACAUGCGGCAACACUUGAUGUUUUCAAAAAAUCCUCACCAUUCAUCACACCAUCAAAAUCAUAUGAUCCAUGUUAUGACGAGGAUAGACCGAUGCGAUGUCUGCCAGAUUUUGUGAAUGCAGCAUUUGGUCUACCGAUUUCUGCAUCCUCAACAUGUGGUCUAAAUGGACCAGUUAAAGUUUGUGAUAAUCCAACAAAUUUUAAGAGUGAAUCUCCUGUGUGUAAUUUAUGCGAUAAUUCAAGUCCUAAAAAUAGAUUUCCAGCCUCUGCAUUAUCUGAUAUAAAUAAUAGUCAAAAUAUAACAUGCUGGCGGAGUGAGCCCGCACCAGUAUCGACGAGUAUUGAUGCGCCUCCUGACAAUGUGACAUUGACAUUAUCAUUGGGGAAAAAGUACGAAUUGACAUAUGUGAGCUUGGUAUUCUGUCCACGUUCCAUAAAGCCAGACUCAUUAGCCAUUUAUAAAAGUACUGACUAUGGGAAAACGUGGCAACCGUUUCAAUAUUAUAGCACGCAAUGUCGACGAUUUUAUGGACGUCCUAAUCGUGCGUCAAUAACAAAGAAUAAUGAACAGGAGGCUUUAUGUACCGAUAGUCAUUUGUACAAUAAGGAUACGACAACGUUACAAGGCUCGCGUAUUGCUUUCAGCACAUUAGAAGGACGACCGUCAGCUGCUGAGUUUGAUACAUCAACAAUACUUCAAGAUUGGGUUACAGCAACAGAUAUUCGAGUUAUUUUUCAUCGUCAACAAGUUCCACUGCAACAACAGCUUGAGGAAAAUGUUCACCAAAGUGGCGACGAUGAUGAUAUUGAAGAUGACGAUGAUGACGAGGAUGAUGAUAUUGUCUAUACGGAAUCGUCAAGUACCAAAUCAAUAAAACCCGUACUUCCUAAAUAUGAUACGAAAGAUGACGACUCAUAUGAUGACAAUCAAUUGGAUAUGUCAACAUUAUUAACAACAUCAUCGUACAAUGAAAAUAAUAAUAAUAACAAUGGACAGCUGAUGAUGCAUUAUGCACUUUCCGAUUUUUCCGUUGGUGGUCGAUGUAAAUGCAAUGGACAUGCAUCACGCUGUGUGCGAGGUGUUGAUGGUCAAAUGGAGUGCGAAUGUAAACAUAAUACUGCGGGACGGGACUGUGAAAAAUGCAAAUUAUUUUAUUUUGAUCGACCAUGGGCACGAGCCUCGUCACGUGAUUCAAAUGAGUGUAAAGCUUGUGAAUGCAAUGGACAUGCGAGACAAUGCCGCUUCAAUAUGGAACUAUACAAACUCUCAGGUCGCGUCUCUGGUGGAGUAUGUGUUGGAUGUCGACAUGCAACAACAGGACGACAUUGCCAUUAUUGUCGAGAAGGCUUUUAUCGUGAUCCAACGAAGCCAAUUGCACAUAAAAAGGCAUGCAAACCAUGUGAUUGUCAUCCGAUUGGAUCAUCAGGCAAGACGUGCAAUCAUACAUCAGGACAAUGCACUUGCAAGGAUGGUGUAACCGGGUUAACAUGCAAUCGAUGUGCUCGAGGAUAUCAGCAAAGCCAUUCACAUGUCGCUCCGUGCAUUAAAAUUCCACGAGUAAUAAAUGCAAUGAUGACACAGAACGAAGCUCCCGAGCAACCAAAUGAAGAUCCAACUUAUGAACGCUAUCAGUCGAGCGAGCAGAAAGAAUGUGGCCAGUGUCGAGUCAACUCGAAGAAACUUAGUCAAAAUAAGUUUUGCAAACGUGACUAUGCAAUCAUGGCUAAAGUUAUAGCUCGAGAGGUUGUUUCAUCAUCGAAGAAAUCCUCGGAGGAUCAAGGCAAAUCUGAAUCGGUGAAGUUUACAUUACAAGUGAAGACAGUAUUCCGUAAAACUGAGGAUAGCGUUGUAAAUGCAAUGAAUAAGAAGCAGAACGUGUCACUUUAUGUCUACUCGAGGGAUCUUGACUGCAAAUGUCCUAAAAUUAAAGUUAAAAAAUCAUAUCUCAUCCUUGGAAACGACGACGAAAAUCCAUCAAACAGUCUCGGAAUCAGCGAUAGUUCAAUUGUUAUUGAAUGGCGUGACGAAUGGUACCGUCGCUUAAGGAAAUAUCAACGACAGUCGUGUGAUUAAGUGUAUGUUAAUCUCUUUUAUUUAAUUUUAAUUAUACUUAAUACAGUUAUAAUCUAUAUUUUUAUCAACAUUGAAUGUUGUUAAGUAUGAUGAAGAUUUUUCUAAUAAAAAGAGAUGAAUAAUAGCAGAUUGAUAAGAAAUUGUCUAAAAUAUUGUAAAACAUGCCAAAAAAAAGAGAAGAAAAAGUUGCAAAAAAAAAGUUUGAAAAAUUAUGUUAAUGACGAUAAUAAUAAAAUUGAUGAUGAUGAUGCUGUAGAGUCGUGCUAACAAACAUUAAAAGUGAGGAACUAGAAGAAAAAAAGAGCAUAAUUCAUAAGAAAUGAAGAAGAUUUCUUAAUAAACAAAUUACAUUUAAAUGCUCGAAGCAAUUUCGGUUGAAUAAUGUUUCUUGGUUUGAUAUGAAGUAUGACACGCUCAAAAGUUUCUCUCAAUAAUUUACAGUUGAGGUUGAAGGAGAAACAUUAUCAAAGAAAGUAAUUUAUAGCAUGUUUCUGCUAUGUACUCAAAGGAUGAGUCACUGAAUUCCUUAGUUUGCAAAUGUCAUGUAUUGCAAGGGUCAGGAGUGGAUGUCAUCUUAAACAAAUGAGGAUCAUGAUAUCCCCUGAUUCCAAUUGAUAAUCCAUCCACAAUCUCAACAGCAUCCUUUUAUUUGCUGAUCGUACCAAGCUUCAUACCCUUUUGACUUCAUUAUCUCUUGCGUCAUUUUCUUCAAUCAAAAAUGUUAGCAACAUCCUCAAGCAAUGUCAAACUACAGUAAAAGACAUCAACUAAGAUAUGCUGCUGAAGAGGAUAAGAAAUGACGAAUAUAAAUGAAGAUACGAUUCGAAAAAUUACAGUAAACUAAGCACAGCUUGAGUUAAAGUGUGAGAAUUUCUAAUUCAUCGCUGGUGUCAUAUUCCAUCCUUUGCCUCAUUAUCCAUUCAUACAACUCUGUAGCAGAGAUUAUGAACUUUAAAUUGUUCGAGAAAAAUAAACGACAUGACUUAUGGGGAUGUGUGGAUGGAGAAGUGAUGAAUAUAAUAUGAAAAAUCACUUUGAAUUAAAGUUUUAAGUACGGGAAUGAAAAAUUUGUCUUGAAAAAUGCGGGCUUAUUCUUCCUAUAUAAAGAAUUAUUUCAGAGAUUUUCUUGCCACUAAGACAGCAUUUUAAUUAAAUUAAAACUUGAUAUUUCAUCCCUACUCGAACUACCAUCAUUGUCGUUUUUGUCGUCAUAGCAUAUUUUUCCAUUCCUUCCUUCUUAUAAAAAAUGUCACAAACAGUAUUCGAACAUGAAAUAUGAAAUAAUUGUUACAUAACAAAUGAAAAUGUUUUUGCUAUGUCUUGAUUAUUUGUUGAACAAAGAGCACAAGAGGGUUUUUUAGGGAUUAAGAAAUUCAAUCAAAAUAAUUAAAAAAUUUAUUUUCAUUACUCAUUAUUUGCCUACAUUUGUGUACCUUUAAGUUCUGUCUAUGUUUUAUUUGAGUAUAUUUAAUUUAAUUAAUUAUUUUAACACCGAGUGAUGAAGGGUUUUGGGUGGAAGAUUGUAUGGCUGGGUAUUUUUGUUCCUUUAGAUGCUGCAGACUCUUUCAAUAACUUGAUUUUUGGAAAUAAAAAAAAUUUAAAGUCUGACAUUGAUCCUCGCCCCUAAUUCAUCCAAUAGUUAAAUCAACUAAAGUUCGGUAAUGCAAUUUCAAAAAGAAAGUCCAAACCUUCAUGAAAUCUACAAGAUAGCCCACCAAUCACUCAACAACCUUGCAUCACUAGGUCUUAAUUUAAUUCCAUAUCAUCCGAUAUGAAUCUAAUCAGGAAUUAUGAAAAGACAGAGAGGAAACUUUUGUGACAGAAACUUUAAGCAAAUCCAUAAAAACUUAAAUAAGAAAUAAAAAUUCUCAGCACAUCCAAACUCACAUACAAGUGGAACUAAAAAAAAUCUAGUCGACAUCUUCCAAAUAAGUUGCAACAUACAAGACAGAUAAAAAAAAAGAACUCUUAAGUGACACUUUUUGCAAGCACAAGCAGGCACAAUGUGAAACAAUUUUAUUCAACAUUUUCUCUUCCUGGGGUAAAGAGUGAGACACAAAAAAAAGUAAGAGCAUAAGCAUAUACCAGCAUGACGAAAAUUAUAAUUAAGUUUCAAGACACGCAGACACAUAGCUGCCACAUAUCAGUUUUUAAUUGCAUAUAGUUGAAUGUAAAUAAUCAUAGCAUCGAAAGCUUCUCUUUUGUAUGCAUCUCGACAUUAUUCCACUCAAUUCUAAACAUGCAGAGGCUUUUCUGAAAGUCAACUACAAUGGCUUAUUCUUCCUUUAGAAGCACAUCCUUCCGUUAAAUGAUGUUUAUGAACAUGACAUGAGUGAGAAAUGUUCGUCUGUAUGCAGCAAUUUAAAAUUAAUUUUGUGUUAUGGUUGCGAGAAAUAGGUUUAUUCACUUUGCAGGUUUUUAUGCGAUAAUUAUGGGAUUUUCAUUGUGUUGAUGAUUCCUUCUUUUUUGUGUGAUUUUGAGUGAUGAAUGAAUUUGAAUUAGAGGAACAAGCUCAUGCUAGACACUUUCAUAAGACUAGUUUUUAGCAGUGUUUAUUUUGGAUUAUUAUAAUAUCUGGUAUGAAGAACUAGAUUGUCAUGUUACCUUAAAUUCAAUGGGCCUAACUAGAGGCCUAAGGCUAAAAUGUUCUUAGCUAACCUAAAAAGUUUAAGGAAUUUAUUGAAAUCUUGAUGCUCUUCAUUUCUACAAUAGCAACUAGUAAGGAAGUUUUCUGACUACACCCAUCAUUCAUAUUUAUCCCCCAACUUUCUCAAAAGUGAAUAAACCUUGCACUUCCUCCACAUUUCUCUUUAUGGUAAUUUUUCAUUUCAUCAUAAAUCCUUUUGUUAAUUUUUUCCAUGUUGUGUAUUUGAAGGAAAAGCAAUUAAAAUAAGAGAGUGAAAAAUCACAAAAGGAAAAAGCAGAGGAAACGAGAAAAUUCAGUAAGAAUGAUAAAGGAAUCGAGAUGUGAAUAUCAAAAUAGUUCUCAUUCACAAUUUACUGUUCUCCUCCGUCGCUGGUGCUUUUGUGACUUUUUGAGAUGAAAACAACGCGGUUUUGUUUUCUCUUUUGAGGAAAAGCAUGAAAAAUUGAUUUUUCUUUUAUGAAAAUUUCUCGGUGCUAAUGAAAAUGGAAAAUGCAGAAAAGAAUUUUUUUUUCGCAAUUGAAGUAAUUGCAAUUGAAACUUUAUGUGUUUUAUGCAGCGUGCAUAUAAAUUUUAUUGCUUUUCUUCUUUCUUCCAACUUUAUUUUUCUUUUUUCAUUAUUGCCGCAUCGCAGUCAAUGACAUUUUUUUUCUCCUCUUCCUCUAUGUUACUUUAGCAAUUGUAUUAACAGAAAAAGGAUCGUAAUUGAUUUAGUUGCUAUAAAAAUUCUCAUUCCUUUGCAUUUUUCUUUAAUAAAUUGAAUCAAUUAUGAAAGCUUUUGCUGUUGCUACUUGCUUAUUUGACACAGAACCAACUUUAUGUAUGAGAGAAUGUAAUAAUGGAAGCAUUUUACCAUGUCAGAAUAUUGAUUAAAAUUUUUUUUCUUGCCUCCAGAGACUUUUUUUUGCUAUGGCAAACAGAACUCAUGCUAAAGCUAAGGUUUGUUGAAAUUUUGUAAAUGGUGAAAUGUUCUAGAGUUGCCAGUGGCUAUUAAUUUUGAUGGCUGACUGUGAAUGAGAUUAUAUUGAAUGAAAUGACUGAUUUGAUCAGACUAAGUCGAUCCUUAAUCCAGAUGUUUAAAAAAAAAAAUUUGAAUUGAGAGUGCCUGAUAAUCUGUACAUCGAAGGAGGAGCUAGGUGUAGGUAGGUAGCAAGGACGGGAAAUUUGUCUUGAGAGCCACAAAAAGCACCAAAAAUCUCGUUCAAAGUUGCGCAAGGUUUUGAUAUGGUGCUGGUGCCAACAACACUAACGCACUGUUUAAAUCGAAUACAUGAGGAAUAAAUAAUUAAAACUUCUCGUCUGUCCAAAAUCGCCUAAUCUUCAUCAAUUCGAGUUGGCUCUUAAACUUGCCUCCUUUCUAUUGCAUUUAAGGGAGAGAAAAUGUUGCCAACAAAUCAUCGUCCAUUAAUAUUGCUCGAAGGUACGUAGUUAAAAAGGGGAAUAAAAGCCGUUCACACAAAAAAAAAACCAAAAAUUAUAUUGAAAGUUUAUGAAAUGAAAAACUUUUCAAUAGCAAAUUAAAAAUUGAACAGUAAAUAAUUGAAAUAUCACAAAAAAAAGUUGUAUAGUCUUUUAUUGUAAAAUAUUUGCCAAUUAUUAUGAAAUUUUAUGUAAAAAUCAUGAAUAUUUUACUGUAUUUUUCAAUUAUAAAGAAAAGCAGCAAUGAGAAAAAAAAAUUAAAAUCGAGAGUAGGAGGUUGUAGUUUAAGUUUUAAAUUUAAUAUAAUGUUGAUAUGAGAAAAAUGGAUAUUUAUUGCUAUAUUAAUUAAUUUUUUUUUGUAACAUAAUAGAACUUCAUGUUUAGGUUUAUUGCAUAAAAGCUGAGAAUGUUAUGAACGAGAACACAAAAAAUUAAUUUAUACGAAAAACAAAUUUUUAUUUAUGAACUUUUCCUCUUUUAUUUUGCUAAAAGUGAAAAAUGAAGCAUUUUCAGAAAGUUAAAUAA